Messenger RNA from Athalia rosae (coleseed sawfly), 3027 nucleotides. RefSeq names its product optineurin (gene key). Gene Ontology annotation, biological process: regulation of canonical NF-kappaB signal transduction. The record is from RefSeq and is a predicted model, not a curated record. Gene Ontology annotation, cellular component: cytoplasm; nucleus. Gene Ontology annotation, molecular function: K63-linked polyubiquitin modification-dependent protein binding. The coding region runs from base 280 to 2538 and encodes 752 amino acids. The transcript is spliced from 9 exons. NCBI's taxonomy places the organism in Eukaryota, Metazoa, Arthropoda, Insecta, Hymenoptera, Athaliidae.
AUUGGUUCCAAGAGACGUCGAAUCCGUAGUGGCGUUGACUGAAGAUAGGGUGAAUCCCACGCUGUGCCCACUCAACGAUACUGCUGUCAUGUUUGCUGCGCACUUUCGAAGCAUUCGAUCACAAAUACGUAAGCACUACACACACUAGAUUUAAAUAAAAUUCCGUGUAGGAUACGUUGAUAAUUAUUCGAGUGGCGGAAGAGCUUACGCGUGUGAAAUAUUGUCUUUAAAUGAGAGUUUUAUAAAUAAAUCUUGACGUCGGUCACCGUGGCUCAGAAGAUGGCAAGUUUUCAACAACAGUGUGAACCAUCACGAAGCACGGUAUCAAUGGAUUCUAUUGAACCUGCAAGUUUGUUGGAGGCUAAUAUCAGAGCUGGCAUAACUGAUGAAAAUCAUCUUCGAAGUCUCGGCUUCAUUAUGAAUGAUGGUAGGCCAAGGUUCAAGAUAGAUGAACCUGUAGGCAACGGGGUAAAUUCGAAUACUCUAGGAUCUGGGUUUAACGCAAUUCGAUCAACUUCUAAUUCUAUAGACCCAGAUGACGAAUCCUUUGUGGUAUUGGGUAAAGAUUCGUUGAGCUCGAUUCGAGCCUCAUCUUUAGCAUCACUUGCCCAGAUUCAACAGAAAAGCUCAACAGCUGACUACAAUUCAGUAAUUUCUUCCUUAACUGCUGAGGAAACUGAGAAGAAGCUCAAAGAACUGUUACAGGAAAAUAUCAAGCUUAAGGAAACUCUGCAACAGAACAAUUUGGCUAUGAAACAACAAUUCAAUACCAUUGCUGCUUGGCAAGAAGAAAUAUCUAAAGUUCAUCAGAGCCACAAGCAAAAAUUCAGUGAAACUAAGGAACUAAUCAACCAGUUGAAAAAAGAAAACUCCGAUCUAAAGAUGAAGGCUUUUCAAGGUUCGGGAACCAGCACCGAUCUUGAUUUAAAGGUGAGAGAUUUAGAGGCCAAGUUGACAGAAUCUGUAGAAGCUCAAAACUUGGUGCAAUCAGCAAGAGAACUUGAACUUCAAGAGCUGAAUUCGAAACUAUCGAAGGAGUUGGCUGAUUCAAAAUUAGCUUGUGGAGUCUUAACUGCUGAUGUACAGCGUCAUAUGGCUUUAUCAACUCGUCUUUGUCAGCAACUGAAACAGGCUGAUGUAACCAUUGAAGGAUUGAAACUGGAUGUGGAAAAACUAGAGUUAAAUUUGAAAGAAAAAGAAGAACUGAGCAGCCUUGCAGACUUCAGUUUAAUCGCUAUGACAUCAAAGCAAGCACAAGCGUCAGAUAUGGGCAAGGAAAAAGCCCAGGAACGUGAAGAAGAAAAUAAACGUCUUAGAGAAUUGAUCUCUUCGUUAGAGCAACAAUUAAAUGUUACCUGUCAAACCUCAUUGCCACCAAUUGAAAUUCAGACAGCUAAUCCUCGCAACCAGGCACUAUCGGAAGAUCAUCUUCAGUUUCUGCAGAAUGUUAAGCAAUAUAAUGAUAUAUUGCAGAGAGUAUCAGAAUGUUGGGGCCAGCAAGGCACGCGUCACAUUACUGUACAAGAAUCUCUGCAGGAAGCUAUCGGUAUACUACAAGAUUUAGAAAAAGCGAGAGGGAACGAACAGGUUUUUGUUGAAAAGCAAGACAAGUUAGUGACGUGUAGAGUCAGAUUGAAUGAUGAGCGAUUACAAAUGAUGAAUGAAAGGCAAGAAAUGAUAAAAGCUCAGAGCCAAUUUCAAAAAGUUUUUUCCGAUUAUAAUUCUGUUCUUUACGAGCUGGAAAUUAUGCACGAAGAAAAUGCGAAGCUGAGCUGUUCCCAGAAUAAAAAUAUUGAAGUGUCUGUAGAAGAACAUGUUCUGCGAAAAUCACCUGUGAAUAAAAACGAAGAUUCAGCUAGAAAUAAAAAAUUGAUAGAAGAAGCUAACACCGAUAUCUUGUCAGGAACAAUUACUCUUGCUAAGGAAAUAGAAGCCAAAAAUGCAUUACAAACUGAGUGCAGCAGUCUUGGGCAGACUCUUGCUCAAUUAAAAAUAGCAAAAGAAGCAGAACAGCAAAGGUUCUUGGCAGAAAAGAAACAUUUACAAAAAGUUGUUCAGGAACUAGAAGCCAAAAACAAAAACUUGGAAGAAAGUUUGAAAUUGAAUGCCGAAGUAGUUGACCGCUUGCAAAGAGAUAUUGCUUCCUUAAAGAAACAAAAUGAAAGAAUUCCACACAUAGAAGCUCAAGUGCAGAUUUACGAGGAAGAUUUUAAAGAAGAAAGAGAAGCCAGGCAGAGAUCGGUGCAGGAGAAAGAGAAGCUUCUGACUGAACUCAAAAAUUUGCAAAAACUUCACAUGGAUUUAGUAGCUACUCUUCAAGGGCAACGAGCAUCUGCACCACACCUACAACAGCAGAGCCAACAACAGCAAAGCCAGUGGCAAUCACUUUCCCGUCCGGAGUUCCAAACCGAAAGGGAUUCGGAAGUGUCUGUAUCAACCCCUGUAAUCACAGCAUUCUCAUGUCCAAAGUGCAGCCUGUCUUUCAAAGCUAUGAGACCUCUACAGGAACACGUCGAAGCAUGCUUGGAACUCCAAUGACAGUCUUUUGACUUUCCACAAAAUCUAGCUCCAGAGCCAGUAUUGUCCAGCUUGUCAAGAUUAUACCAACCCUGGCGAGUGGCAUGGAUGGGGCUUCUGUCAGGCCAUUGACUAAAGACGUCGAUCAUUGGCGAUUAACCGAUUGCUAGAUUGCUUCCUGGAAAAUUGUACAAGCAAAUUUUCUUAAUCAAGAUUUACUUAUGGUAUAUAAGCUUUACGGAAAAAUUAAGUUUUACCAAACUAUUCGGAUAUUAUAAAUGUAUUAAAAUGUAUUAUUUAAUUAGGAUGAUCAUUCACGUUUAUUUCUGUAAAGACGACGUUUUUGACUGAAAAUAAUGUACAUCUUUUCUUCUUCAUCGAUAAGGUAAGACAUGCUUAUCGUAAUUUCUUGUAAAAACUGUAAUCAAAUGAAAAAGAAAGAAUGUUUAUUUUUAACAAUGAAUUAUAUCUAUCCAUGUGACAAUAAUAAAAAAUGUACCGUUUCCAAGA